Molecule: messenger RNA, 2694 nt
Organism: Cetraspora pellucida
Lineage: Eukaryota; Fungi; Glomeromycota; Glomeromycetes; Diversisporales; Gigasporaceae
Source: the annotation of a GenBank genome assembly
UUUUUUAUGAAAAUGAAAAUGGAACGUCUUGUAAGAAGUUAUAUGAUAACAACGAAUGAUUCUUCUCAAGAAAUCGAUUCAAUCGUUUCUUCGAUUGUAACUGAAGUGCAUAAUGGUCAAAGUUUAUUAUCACUUGUCAAAUCACUCGGCGAAUUUUUAACCAGUGAGGAUUCUGUUAUUCGUGCCAAAGGCACAAGACUCUUAUCCUCAGUGCUUUCAGAAUGCCCUCAAGAACAAAUCAAUAAUUCCGCUGGUAUUGUACAAUUGCCUUUUAGGAUUCAUGAUAAUAUUGGCUUAAAUGUUCAAAGUCUCCAGCAGAUCGUCCGUCAUGAAGUUCUUCAAACAUUAGAUAUAUUAUUACGUGAUCAUAUUCAUGCAUUGAAGCAGUUAGAGUCAGAAUUCGUUGCAGGAUAUAUUCAAUCUAUGGAUGGUGAAAAAGAUCCGCGAAAUUUGUUAUUGGCUUUUUCUUCUAUCAAGUUAAUUAUUCAAGAAUUUGAUAUUUCUUCUCAAGCUGAGUCCCUUUUUGAAGUGACUUUUUGUUACUUUCCCAUUACGUUUAAACCACCUCCAGAUGAUCCCUAUGGAAUUACAUCUGACGAUUUAAAAGUCGCACUAAGAGAAUGUUUAUCUGCAACACCACUUUUUGCUAAAUUUGCGAUGCCGUUAUUAGUUGAAAAGUUAGCAUCUGAUUCUAAUUCUAUGGAGGCAUUAAAAGCAUGUGCCCCGGUGUAUGGAUUAAGUACCAUUGUUCCUCAUCUUGAAGUUUUGUGGGACUAUUUAAAAGAUGAAAUCAUUAACGCUACAAAUGAUUCAUUUGAACUUAUUGCUCUUGAAGCUAUUCAAAGCAUUACUGAGACUUUAUCAGUAGAUGGAAUAGAAAAUCUAGACCAUCUGCAACAAUUUCUAAAAAAUGUUGUCACUGGGUGUUUAGUAAACCUUAAAACCCCCGAAUUAAAAUUAGCAAAGCCUUGCGGAAAGAUAUUAAAAUACUGUGCAAUAGCAUCUGAUCCGGCUUGUAAUAUCAUUAUCUCUGCGACAUUAAAUAACUUCAUAAUCCAAUAUAGAACUAGUGAUUUGGCUACUCAAAAGAAGGGAAUACUCGAAAUAUUAGUAGAGCUUAUUGCUGCUGUUCGAUGUCUUUAUGGUUCAGUUGAAAAUAGUUCAACUAUCAAAGGUGUUAAAUAUCAAAAUUUUGUAAUGCCAUUGACGCCGUAUAAAGAUGAGAUGUUGGAAGUUUUCAGUUCAGCACUUUUAGGAAUCAAUGAAUAUAAUGAACUACGAUUAUGUGGUCUGCGAGGAUUACAUGAUAUGAUUUUAUUGGAUAAAUUUCUUUCUGACAGUGAAAUAGGAUUAAUUCUACAAUAUUUUAAUAAAAUCAUUAUUGACGAACAAGAUCAAGGCAUUACAUCGCCGGCUUUAGAAUAUUUGGGAAAUAUCGCACAUUACAAACCGAAAAUUGUGUUAGAUGUCACGUUUCCCAUAUUUGUGUCUAAACUUCCAAAUACUGGGGAUGCUAUAGACAAGGGGUCUUAUACAAACUAUAAUAAAAUAUUAAAUUCGGUUUCCAAAAUAUCGGUUGAGCCAAUAUUAUUUGAAGCUUUAGUACCUGAAAUCCUUGCAAAAUUAAACAAUGCCCUUUCACCUUUGUCUAGUACGAAUUGUGACUAUACUGAAGCAAUUCUACAAGCGUUUCAUACUCUACUUCUAAAGAAAUUGUCUUUAGGCCAUGCUGAUAUUUCGCAUUAUGUGAAUAUCAUUAUACCGCAUCUUCUUGCUAAAUGUAUAGAACCUACCUUAAGUUCUGAUUGUGAAUAUUCAGUAUUUUAUGACUUACGAAUUAUUCGAGUUGUCGCUGGAAUGAUUUCUACAAUAACAAAGAGUCUAAAUACGAGGAUUUGCUUAUCUACUACAAACGAAAUACAACAAGAUUCCUUGGCUCAGUUAGCUGCUUCAAUAUUAAAUAAGUGGGAUCGAGAACCCGAAUUAAUGCAAUUUACACGAGAACAAGUUCUUGGUGAAUUGUUAGAUCAACUGUCAUCCACAUCUGGGUUAGAAACUACUAGACGUAAAUCUUUAUAUCUCUUUUUUUGGGUGAGUUAUAGUGAUCCUACUUUGGGCAAACAAUCUGCUGAAGGUAUUGGUAUUAUCAUUGGUGAGAAUGAAAUCUUAAGUCGACAGGGAUUUGCGAUCGUAAAGAUUCUUUAUAAGCAAAGAUUCUUUAAUUAUUGCGUACCUAUAAUAAUAGAGCGCUUCAAAUCUUCGGACGAUGACACCAAACAUAAUUAUUUGAUUGCUUUAUCAUAUUUAUUACGAAACGUUCCAAAACAAGUUUUGAUGGGUGACCUUCCUUCAUUAUUUCCUUUGCUCAUAUACUCUUUAUCAUUGGCCGAUUCCAAUUUGAGAGCAUCGACCAUUGACAUAUUUUAUAUGAUUCCGUUUGAUGCACCACAUAUAAUAUCUGAGCAUAUUUCCUCGUUAGUACCCUUAUUAUUGUCACUAACGCAAAUGACAGAUAUUAAUACAAUGAAAGUCCGUAUUUCUGCUUUGCAAUGCUUGGGUACAUUUCCAGAUACAAUACCAUAUGAUGUUUUGUACCCUUUCAAAGCAAAGGUUAUUAAAGAGCUAGGGAAAUCCCUAGAUGAUAAAAAACGAUUAGUUAGAAAGGAAGCAGUUGAUUGUCGUAGUAAAUGGUAA